UGGCCACACGCAUAACAUUACACACACCUAUGUGUAUUUCUUGCUUGUUAUCGUAAACCGAAGUGCUCAAUGGUUUCUUUGCCCUACCCUAUGACAGCUCACUAUUCUUGUUCGUAGCCAACUGGUUGCUUGUGUCAUGUUGCCCCAAAUAUAUAACUUCUUCGAAGUAUAGAGCACAACGCAAUAGUCAUGGACUUCAGCGAAUCCUAUCGCUGCUCGGGUCCGCCACCAAAGUUCUCGCCAGAUGGACGCUUCGUGGCGACCGUGGUGGAGUACCGCCUCAUCAUUCGCGAAGUAGAGAGCCUCAGAGUCGUACAGCUGUAUUCCUGCCUGGACCGCAUUGACAGCAUCGAGUGGUCCAGCAACUCGCUGUACGUCAUGUGCGCCCUCUUCACACGCGGCAUCCUGCAGGUCUGGUCCGUGGAGAGCUCCGAGUGGAGUUGCAAGAUCGAUGAGGGACCCGCGGGUCUGCAGGCGGCGCGCUGGGCCCCCGACGGCGCCUGCGUGCUGGCGGUGGCGGCCCACUGCGUGCGGGCCGCGGUGUGGUCGCUGCGGGAGCGCAGCUGCACCUACCUGCGCGGACCCAAGCACGCGGACCGGGGCAUUGCGUUCAGUGAGGGCGGGCAACACCUGGCGGUGCUGGAGCGCUCCGAGCUCAAGGACUGGGUAGCGGUGUACGACACGCACUCCUGGGCCCUCGCCGCUCGCUUCCAGGUGGACACGGCGGACGCGGCGGACCUGGCCUGGUCGCCCGAGGGGGGGCUGCUGGCGGUGUGGGACAGCUGCCUGACGUACAAGGUGGUGCUGGUUAACGCGAGCACCGGGGCGGUGGUGGGCUCCUACUCGGCAUACAGCCACGAUGCACUAGGGAUAAAGUGUUGCUCCUGGAGUCCCCGCGGCGAGCUGCUCGCGGUGGGCUCCUUCGACCGCACCGCCCGCCUGCUGAACCACGUCACCUGGCAGCCGCUGCUGCAGGCGGAGCACCCGCAGCAGCUGGCGGCGCCGGCGGGGGUGGUGGUGUACCGGGAGGAGCCCGAUGAGGCCCCCGCCUCCGCCCCCCGGCCCCCGGACCCCUCCGCCCGCUCCAAGUACGUGAUCGCCCCGCUGCCCGCGCCCGUGCCCUUCAUCAAGCCGCCGCUAGACGCGCCCGCACCCGUCAAGAUGGGAGUAGGCCGGUGUUUGUGGAGUGGCGACGGGCGCUACCUGGCCACGGUGGAGGACAGCACCGCCCCGGGCGUGUGGGUGUGGGACGUGGGCGCCAUGGAGCUGGGGGCGCUGCUGCUGCACCUGGCGCCCGUGACGGACCUGGCGUGGGGGCCCAGGGGCGCCACGUUGGCCAUCGUUGCUGGCGGCUCCAAGGUGCACCUGUGGACCCCCGCGGGGGCGUCCAUCGUGCACAUUCCGCUGCCCAACUUCCAGGCUUACGGCUGCAGCUGGAACCACACCGCCACCACGCUGCUGCUCCGGGGACCCGACUCCUUCUGCUGCGCCUACCUAACUGCGUGACCGCUUCUGGUCCGGCGGGGGCCGUUGGGGACCAAGUAGCCAUGCGGUGCCGGUUGUGGGUUGUUUGGAAGGCCUUGAGACGUUGGCAGGGGGUUGCGCAGCUGAAUGCUGGUUGUGCGGCCCGUUAUAGUGGGUGUGGUGUUGAUUUUGAUGCAUGGGAGAGGGGAGCACGGGUGCUGGUAUUGAUGUCGGUGCUGCUGUCACUGCUGCGCUGGUGAGGGGCGCGUUUGGGGACGAGGAAUGGGUUUCGGUUGAACAAUGGUCCAACGGGCCAAACAGUACUUCGGUACUCACCUGCCGACCUUCUGUGCUUAACAGCUCCGAAGCUGUCGCGGUGCCGGGCGCCAGCCCACAUCCUGCAUGAUGCCUAGGAUGAUGCAGCCAGCUGGCCCCACAUGCUGCACGACACGCCUGGCCCCGCCUCUGAAGCGUGAUGUCGUACUCCACAUCCACUUGCGU
This is a messenger RNA of Astrephomene gubernaculifera, 1965 nucleotides long. Lineage: Eukaryota; Viridiplantae; Chlorophyta; Chlorophyceae; Chlamydomonadales; Astrephomenaceae. The record is from the annotation of a GenBank genome assembly.